Molecule: messenger RNA, 746 nt
Organism: Python bivittatus (Burmese python)
Lineage: Eukaryota; Metazoa; Chordata; Lepidosauria; Squamata; Pythonidae
Source: RefSeq, a predicted model, not a curated record
AGCUGGUUCUGCGUCCCUUCUGUUUCCUUCAGGGAAGAGCUCCUUCCUCCAAACAGCCAGAGAAUAUGCCAGGCCUGUCCAGAAGAAGAGACAAGCUAUCCCCAGCCAUUUGGAUGAUCUGCCUCGUACAAUGUUGAAGAAAGAUUAUGCCAACGUCUCAGCUGUAGACAAGGUAGAUGAUGUUGUCAGAAGAAUGCUGUCUCUGGAAAUGGCAAGCCAGAGGGAAAAAGUGAAAAUGAAGAAGGAGCAGCUGGCAGACAAAGUCCGCAGGAGCCCAAAUGACUGUGGCUCUGCAGAGGUUCAAGUUGCCUACUUGACAGCCAUGAUCCGCACUCUCAAAGAACAUCUGCAUAUUCACCCCAAGGACAAGGUUAACCUUUGCCAUAUGAGGAUAGCCAUUGACCGGCGGAACGUGUUGCUGAAAUAUCUACGUAAUUACCACUAUGAUAUCUUUGAGAACACGUGCAAGCAGCUGGAAAUUGAAUAUUCGCCUCCUCCACAAUACCGGCGGAAAGUCACACGGCGCAUGGCUGUCAAGAAGGAACUUCAUGCCAGGGUCUACAAGGAGAAGCAGAAGCUAAGAGCUUUGGAAAGAUUGAAGCAGAUAGAAAAGCAACAUGAAGGAGCAAAGGAGCAGGCUCAGCCAAAGGAGGACCCCAGUCUGAGCAGAACAUAACUUCUGUUGAUGGGAGGAGCAGCUCAAAUUGAGGAACAAAUCCUAAAGACAAUAAAUCAUUGAACACCAA